GUGGCGGCCACAUCCGACUCCGUGGACCUGGAGGGUGAGGCUCUGGCGCAGCGGUUCGUGCUCCGCUUCAAGGGCGACACGGGCCUCGCGUCGCGGAGGGCCAACAAAGUUCUUGGGGCCAUGCGGAUCGGGCCCUCGGACUGGCGCCGCCUCGCCUGCCGCACACCUGGCGGCGAGCCCGUCGAGGUGUCCAUCGGGCCCGACAAUAAUCGUUCGCAGAUCACCCACGAACUCGCCCUCAAGAAACUCAAGGUCGCCCUCCUCCCGCAUUUGGGGGGCGGCCGCGUCUUCCUGGACAAGUCGGAGGCCGCCCUUAGUAAGAACUGGCGCCAGUUCGUCAAGGUCCAGAUCGACGGGCCCGCAUCCGUGCCACGCGUCCUGUGGAAGGACCACAACGUGCAGGAGGUCUUCCGCGCCUCCACCUGGAACACCCGCGCCCUCAUGCACCACGACCCGCCGACUGCGGCCAAUCGGGCGGCCUACCUCCGGCAGCGGUGGCAGGGCAAGGGCGUGGUGUGCUUGCAGGAGACGCAUGGCUCUACAGCGAGGCUCGCUGACCAGCUGCGGUUGGUUGGAUAUCGAUGCCGCAGUUUUGCGUCGUUCGGCCAGAACGACUUGGGUGGGGUUGUCACUGUGUUCCCGUGCGCGAGUGCUGAGAUGGUGAACUUCGAGCCCAGGAUGGUGGUCCGGGGGAGAGUGCUAAGGGUGAAGGCGACUCUGAUCCCGCACUCGUGCGACCUCAUCGUGUGGAACAUUCACAAUUUUGAUUUGCAGGCCUCCCAGCAGAAGUACGUGGCCGACCGGCUUCAGGAGGAUCUGCUUUGGGCGGGCCUCGCCCCGCGUCAACGAUCCAUCCUCGUGAUGGGCGAUUUCAACUUCCGGGCCCUUCCUGCCGUUCCUGAGGAGGCGCAGGCUGCUGGUCGCAGGGAGGAGCACGGGCCUCGCCCACCUCGGCACUGGCGCGCGGGGCUGCGCGGCUACACGGAGCUGCAGCCUGCGGAGCCGACCCACUGGGCUCAGAAUCGCGGGACCUACAGCUCCAUCGACAGGAUCUACGUGGGCGCCCCGCAGUGGCUGCAAUGCCAGACGUGGAUGCAGCUCUCCAACGGCGGCGACCCGAGGGAGCUCCACUGCAGUGGGCUCAGCGACCACACGCUGCUGACCCUCGCGUGGUCGCGCCACCCGCCAGCGCGCCGGGACCCCGAUCGGCCGGCGCCGAUCCCCGACUACAUCUGCAAGCUCCCGCGGUACCGGGAGCUGGUGGGCCUCUACGUCGCGGCCCUCCCGCUCGAGCGACUUCCUGCUCCGGAGCGGCUACUGGUCUCCAUGAGGCUCCUGCAGGCGGCGGCGAAGGAGGUGCAGAAUGAGGGGUUGAGGGCGAUGUCGGGGACCCGGCGCUCGACGGCGACGAUCUGGCGGCAGAUGGCGCGGGCUUGCUGGCGGGAGGAAUGGAGGUUUGCUGACCUCCUCUGCCGCCGCCACCCGUGGGCGCAGGAGUUCCUGGACGUCGACACCACGCGACGCACGGUCGUCAUGAAGCGGCCCGACGAGUUCCACCGAAGGCACGCCCUCGCCCAACGCCGCUUCAUGGCGCAGCGGGGCCGCGAGGCCGAGGCGGACGUGGCGGCGGCCCAGGGGUGCCCCCCUCCUGGCCCUGAGAGCGAGGACCAAGCCAGGCGAGCGAAGAGUGAGCUCAUGCGCCUGCGCGGGCAGCAGCGGGCCCUGCGGCGUCGGGCGGCGCUCUGGUCGCCCUUCUCGGCGCGGCGCUGCCUGGGUGCGGUCAAGACGCAGCGUGGCGCGGUGACCGCCCCGCUGGACAAGGCGGCCGCCCUCGCCUCCCAUUGGGGCGCGGUCUUCGAUCCCGAGCCGCAGACGCCAUGGGCGCAAGCAGUGCGCUAUGACUGGGAGGCCCUGGGGCCGCCCACCAAGCAGGACAUCGCCAGGGGCAUCGCCUCGGCCCGCGCCUCGGCCCCCGGGGUCGACGGGCUCCCUGCCAGAGCAUGGGGUGCCCACCCCGCGCUGGCGGACGCCCUCGCGGCGGCCGUGCACUGGCAGAUAGACGGGCUGCCGUUGGGGAUCGCCUUCAACGGCUCCAUCUUGAUCUGUCCGCCGAAGGGCGACGAGCCGGACGACGUCAUCGGACAGCCUGUUUCUCGUGGGGCUGAGGACACGCGGCCGCUCUCGCUCCGGAACUCGGGGGCCGAGAUCAUCUCCUGGGCCCUGAACGCCAAGCUGAAGCGCGCAGUGGCGGCGUCUGUGUGCCGGACACAACGAGGCUUCCUGACGGGCCGCGACUUCUGCGAAAACUUGGUCGAGGGCGACGCCUUCGCGAGGAUGGCCGCGGGCUGUGGCGUCAGCGCGCCGGCGGCCCGGGCGCUUGCUGGCAAGGGCGGCGCGCCCGCCGGCGGCGGCUCCGGCCUGCGCCCUGGAGUCGGGGACGUGCUCCUCAACCCGUCCUCGACCGAGUGGCUGAAGCUGGACCCUGCGGAACUGCGAGGGCUGGGUCCGCCUCGGCCGUUUCUGUGCAGCUACGAUUACUCGCGCGCCUUCCCCUCGGUCUUCCAGGAUUGGCUGUGGUGGGUGCUGGAGGAGUGGGAGAUCCCGCAGCCCCUGCUGAAUGGGCUCCAGAUGCAAUGCAGCGAGGUCCGUGCCCUGGACUCCGGGCCGACGCGCGAGGAGCUCUUCCGUGUGCGCAGCGGGGUGCUGCAAUGUGACCCUGCUUCGGGAUCCCUGUACGCGGCUGGAGAGCACCCGUUCUGCCAGGACAUGGCCAAGCACUUGGAGGGGCGGCGCCGUGGCAUCGACCGCUGGUGCGCGGACGACCUCCUCGCGGUCGCGCUCCAGCUGGUCGGACUUCGCGUGGUCGGGAGGAUCAUGAAGGCCUCGGCGCUGCUCGCCAACCUGGUCCUGAAGGAGGAGAAGUGCGUCUGCGUGCCCCUCUGGGCACCCCUCUCGGCGGAGGUGGAGGAGGAAGCGCGCCAGAUCCUCGGCUCCGUCUCCGAGCGGUGGCGGCUCUUCCGCAUCGCCCCGAUGGCGAAGGCGCUCGGGGUCCUCCUGGGCCCAGCAGCGUCGACGGACCUCCAGUGGGCGCCAACGCUGGAGAAGUGGGAAUGGCGCGCCGGGCAGAUUGCCGCUGCCCCCUACGAUGCACAGACGGCGGUGCAGGCCUACCACGAGAGGGCCCUGGCGGUCGCCUCGUACAAGGCGCAGCUCAUCCCGCUGCCGAAGCGCCUGCCCAAGGCAGAGCACCACGCGCUUUGUCGGCUCCUGCGGGCGCCGGGCAGCUGGCUCGGACUCUUGGAUUUCUCGGCCCUGGACCUGCUCGCUUUGACCCCGAUACACCUCCUUGGGGACCUCUGCGCAGCGGCCCGCGUGCGCACCGCCACGCAGACCUUGGUGACAUGGCGCGCGAUGGCGCGGGCCCUCCGCGAGACGGCAGCGCGGUGCCUUUCGCUCGAGGCCCUCGGCCGAGGGCUCGCGUGGCCGGGCUUCUGGGAAGCGAGGCCCCUUGCCAUGCUCCUGAAGGAGGCGGCGACGCUGCUGGGCUCGGAGACUGCCCUGAGGGUCGCGUCGCUGGAAGCCGAGGCGCGGCGCUGUGAGGGGAGGCGGCCCCGUCUUCAGGCCGCGCUGAUGCGCGCCCUCGCGCUGCCCGAUCGACGCUCGGGCCUGGCUGCGAGGGUGCGCAAGCGCCUGGAGAAAUGGUUUGCCAUUCCCCCG
This is a messenger RNA of Prorocentrum cordatum, 3717 nucleotides long. NCBI's taxonomy places the organism in Eukaryota, Dinophyceae, Prorocentrales, Prorocentraceae. The record is from the annotation of a GenBank genome assembly.